AUGGGAGGUGCUGUUAAGCACGGGUAUGGGUACCUAUCACCUGCGGCACCGAAGUACCGAACUAUUUCCCCUCAUCCGGCCCGGACAGAGAAGAGCAUCGCGCUUGACAUCGCGGAGCUGGCGGACAACCUCCAGCUCGAGCCCAAUUUCCACCUCAUCGGCUUCUCCAUGGGCGACGAGAUCAUGUGGAGCUGCCUCAAGCACAUCCCACACAGGCUCGCCGGCGUGGCGAUUCUUGCCCCGGUGGGCAACUUCUGGUGGUCCGGCUUCCCGCCGGACGUCGUCAAGAAGGCCUGGCGCGUGCAGUUUCCGCAAGACCAGCGCGCGGUCUGGGUCGCUCACCACCUGCCGUGGCUGACGCACUGGUGGAACACCCAGAAGCUGUUCCGCGGCUCCAGCGUCAAGGACGGCGACCCCGCCAUCUUAUCCAGGGAGGACAGGCUUCUAGUUCACAAGUUCAUGGAGCGAACCUAUCAGGAGCAGGUCCAGCAGCAGGGAGAGCACGACUCGCUGCACCGCGACAUGAGGGUGGGUUUCGGGAAGUGGGACUGGAGCCCCCUGGAGAUGGAGAACCCGUUCGCCGGCGCCGCCCAAGGCGAGGUGAAAAAGGUGCACCUGUGGCACGGCGUCGAGGACCUCUACGUGCCGGUUCAGCUGUCGCGGUACAUCAGCAAGAGGCUCCCAUGGGUCAUCUACCAUGAGCUCCCGACGGCCGGCCACCUGUUCCCGGUCGCCGACGGGAUGCCGGACGCUAUCGUCAGGUCACUUCUGCUGGGAGACGAGUAA
Messenger RNA from Sorghum bicolor (sorghum), 786 nucleotides. RefSeq lists its product as uncharacterized. NCBI's taxonomy places the organism in Eukaryota, Viridiplantae, Streptophyta, Magnoliopsida, Poales, Poaceae. The record is from RefSeq and is a predicted model, not a curated record. The coding region runs from base 1 to 786 and encodes 261 amino acids. The transcript is spliced from 4 exons.